Messenger RNA from Dentiscutata heterogama, 891 nucleotides. Lineage: Eukaryota; Fungi; Glomeromycota; Glomeromycetes; Diversisporales; Gigasporaceae. The record is from the annotation of a GenBank genome assembly.
AUGAGAGAUCAAGGUCAUGAUCGAAGUUUAAAUAAUAAGGUCAUGGACAUUUGUCAUAUAGAAGUUGGAAGGAAAGAUUGUGAAGGUUUGAAACGAAGGGGAAAGGUUAAGAUGGGACGAAUAGGUGAUGGUAAAAAUAAUGAAAAUAAUAGGACAUUAGGAAAGAUUGUGAAGGUAAACAAAAGAUUUACAAAAGCAUCAAUUAGGCUCAGUUCAUCUUUGAAUUUAAGGAGCGUGAGAUAUGCGAGAAGCAUAGGGAUUACCUGGAAACAUUUGAAUGAAGAUGAUAAAGUUGUUGGAUGUGUUUCCAGUGUUGAAAUUGAUGUAGAUAGUGUUGAAAUCGUGAAAACAAGAUGUGGUUUUGAGUGGAGAGAUGGAAAAUGUUGUUGUUUGGUUCGAUCUGAUAAUGAUGAAACCAUGUUUGUGAUCUCACAAGAAUCCAAAAUUGAUGAAACCAUCGAUGACGAGUAUUAUGUGAUGAAAGAGAAUAAUGGUAGAAGAAAAAGUAAUAUCGCAGAUGUUAGAUGUAUAUUAAUUGCAAUGAGGAAUGAUAAUGUCAAUGUAAGGUGCAUUAAAAGUAGAUUGAUGAAAUAUGACGGUAUCGAUAAUAAAGGGAAGAAGAAUAGGAACGUUAAUGUGUCAGACAAAAGAAAGUCAAAUCAGAAUAAUGUGAUCAAGGAGUACCAAAACAACAAUGAUGAAAAGGUCAUCAAAUUUGGAGGAUCUAGCUCAGAUUGUAGAGUUAGAACUGAUAGUGGAGUUGUGAAUGAUGAAAACAGGUCUUUAAAUAACAACUGCCAUAAUUCUCUUAUAAAGCAAUGGAUGAGGCAUAUGAGGUUUAUGAAUAAUUGGAUUAGGGAUACUGCAUGGUUACGAAAGUCAGAACACUGA